AUGCAGGAGAGGCGCUGCUGCUUGGAGCUAGCAGACGGGGAACAUGUGCAGCAGCAACAACAACAACAGCAGCAGCAGCAGCAUUUGGAGCAGCAGCUCAGGCAUUUGGAGCAGCAGCAACAGCAGCAGUUGCAGAAGCAUCAGCAGCAGCAGCAGCAGCUUGAGAUACAGAAGCAGCGCCAGGAGCAGCUGCAGCAGCACGCUUCUGGAGCAGCUGCAUUUUUACACUGCGGCACGCAGCAGCAACUGCUGCAGCAGCAGCAGCAGUUUCUGCUGCUGCUGCAGCAUCAACAACAGCAGCUGCUGCAGCAACAAAAACUGAAGCACCAGCCUCAAUUUAUUGAUCUUCACAGCACCAAGUGGGCGGCUGCUGCUGCUGCAGCAGAUACUGCAGCAGCAGCAGCAGCAGCGGCAGAUACUGCAGCAGCAGCAGCAGCAGCAGCAGAUUCUGCAGCAGCAGCAGCAGCAGAUACUGCUGCAGCUGCUGCAGCAGAUGCAGCAUCAUCAGCUGCGGAGCAGCAGCAACAGGGAAACCACUUGUUGCAGGUGUGGCUGCAGCAGCAGCACCUCUCACCAGCAGCAGCAGCAGCAGCUGCUGCUGCAGCAGGGUGUAGAUUAACAACGGCUCCGCUGCCGCAGCAAGUGGCGCUGCUGCUGCAGCAGCAGCACGCAGCACUUGUCUGCCUGCAGCAGCAGCUGCUGCUGCUGCAGGAAACUCUUGCUGCUAACCAAAGCGCAGCAAUUGCAGGAGGCGUCUCCCCGUCGUCGUCGUCGUCGUCGUCUGCUGCUGCUGCUCCUGCAGUGGCAGCCCCCUGGCAGCAGCAGUUGCUGCAGCAGCAAUUGCUGCAGCAGCAGCUGCUGCAGCAGCAACUGCAGCAGCAGCUUAUUCCUCCCCCAAUGCUGUUCACUGUAAAUCUUUCUAAUCUGCUGCUGCAGCAACAGCUAGUCGCGCUGCAGCAGCCACCAAUGCAGCAGAUGCAACAGCAGCUCCUGCAGCAGCAAUUGCUGCAGCAGCAGCUCCUGCUACAGCAGCAACAGCAGCAACAGCAGCACCAACAGCAGCAGCUGCUGAUGCAGCAGCAGCAGCAACAGCAGCAGCAGCAGCAGCAGCAGCAGCAGCAGCACAAUUCUGGGAGCUAA
Molecule: messenger RNA, 1140 nt
Organism: Eimeria acervulina
Lineage: Eukaryota; Apicomplexa; Conoidasida; Eucoccidiorida; Eimeriidae
Exons: 1
Coding region: 1-1140 (379 amino acids)
Source: RefSeq, a predicted model, not a curated record